Molecule: messenger RNA, 1626 nt
Organism: Ustilaginoidea virens
Lineage: Eukaryota; Fungi; Ascomycota; Sordariomycetes; Hypocreales; Clavicipitaceae
Exons: 2
Coding region: 1-1626 (541 amino acids)
Biological process (GO): carbohydrate transport; transmembrane transport
Cellular component (GO): membrane
Molecular function (GO): carbohydrate:proton symporter activity
Source: RefSeq, a predicted model, not a curated record
AUGACUCUGCUCAACUUGAAGGAAGACAGGCCGACGCCUUCGGCCGUGUACAACUGGCGGGUCUAUACCUGUGCAGCCAUCGCAUCCUUCGCAUCAUGCAUGAUUGGAUACGACUCGGCCUUUAUCGGCACAACCCUUGCGUUGCCCUCGUUUGUCAGCGAGUUUCAGCUUGCCGCGUAUUCUGCACCGUCCCUGGCCUUGUUGAAGCAAAACAUUGUUUCUGUCUACCAAGCCGGAGCGUUCUUUGGCAGCUUGGCAGCGUACGGGUCCAGUUACUUUCUCGGCCGACGCAAGUCCCUCUUCGUCUUCACCGUCGUAUUCGUCGUCGGCGCUGGGAUGAUGCUGGGUGCCGAUGGAGCCCGCGGCACCGGACUCAUUAUCGGAGGCCGAGUGCUGGCGGGCUUUGGAGUCGGCGGAUGCUCCAACAUGACGCCCAUCUACAUCUCGGAACUUUCGCCCCCGGCGGUGCGAGGCCGUUUGGUCGGCAUUUACGAGCUGGGGUGGCAGGUCGGCGGGUUGGUGGGUUUCUGGAUCAACUUGGGCGUCAACACAACGAUGGCUCCCGGCCAUUCCCAGUGGAUCGUCCCGUUUGCCGUCCAACUCAUCCCUGCCGGUCUGCUCCUGAUUGGAUUAUUCUUCAUUCCCGAAUCGCCCCGCUGGCUUUUUUCCAAGGGAGAGCGGCAAGAAGCCAUCAAGGUGCUGUGCUGGAUCAGACAGCUGGAGCCUUGCGACAUUUACAUUGCCGAGGAAGUGAGUUACAUCGACGCCGAGUCUGAUCGGUACCGCCGAGACGUCGGCACCGGGUUCUGGAAGCCGUUUCUGGCCCUGAAGGACAAGAAGAUGCGGUGGAGGUUCUUCCUAGGGGCGAUGCUCUUUGUGUUCCAAAACGGUUCCGGCAUCAAUGCCAUCAACUACUACAGCCCCACCGUCUUCAAGAGCCUCGGCAUCACCGCAACGAACACGGGCUUCCUCACCACGGGCAUCUUUGGCGUCGUCAAGACUGCAAUGACCUUUGUCUGGAUCCUGGUCCUGAUCGACCACAUGGGCCGACGCAAGCUGCUCAUGAUUGGCAGCGUCGGCGGAUCCUGCUGCAUGUGGUUCAUCGGCGCGUACAUCAAGCUUGCCGACCCGGCGCACCGCCCGCCCGGCGGCCUGACCUCGGGCGGCGUCGCGGCCGUCUUUGCGUUUUACCUCUGGACGGCCUUUUACACGCCCUCGUGGAACGGGACCCCCUGGGUCAUCAACUCGGAGAUGUUUGACCAGAGCACGCGAUCUCUCGGCCAGGCCAACGCCGCCGCCAGCAACUGGUUCUGGAACUUUGUCGUCGCGCGCUUCACGGAGCAGAUGCUGGACGCGUGGGGCUACGGCGUGUACUUUUUCUUCGCGGCGCUCAUGAUCACCUCGACCGCCUUUGUGUUUUUCCUGGUACCGGAGACCAAGGCGCUGCCGCUGGAGGCCAUGGACAGGCUGUUUGGGACGAGGCCGACGUGGCGGGCCCACGGGAUCGUCAUGGGCGCGCUGCGGGCCGAGGAGGGCGAGCUCCGCCGCGGCGCGGGCGGGGUGCGGCUCGAGGAGGGCAAGGUGGUCCGGACGGAGCAGGUUGAGCCGAAGCGGGCGUCUGGGUGA